AUGCCUUUUGGACUGACAAAUGCUCCAGCUGUCUUUAUGGACUACAUGAAUCGGAUCUUCCGACCUUAUUUGGACAGAUUUGUGGUAGUGUUCAUCGAUGAUAUUCUAAUUUAUUCUAGAAGUGAGGAAGAACAUCGAGAGCAUCUUCACAUUGCACUACGGAUAUUGAGGGAUCACCAGUUGUAUGCUAAGCUGUCAAAGUGCGAGUUUUGGCUAAAAGAAGUGAAGUUCUUGGGUCAUGUGGUGUCAGCUCAGGGAGUAGCAGUGGAUCCUAACAAAGUGGACGCAGUACUUAAGUGGGAAGUCCCUAGAUCGGUAACUGAGGUACGAAGUUUUGUGGGAUUAGCUGGCUACUAUCGGCGGUUCAUCCAAGGAUUUUCUCAGAUUGCAAUGCCGUUGACUAAGUUAACCAAGAAGGAUCAACCGUUUGUUUGGACGGAGAAAUGUGAAUCAGCAUUCCAAGAGCUGAAGACCAAGUUGACUACAGCUCCAGUACUUACUCUUCCAACCCCCGGAGUACCUUAUGUUCUUUACACCGAUGCGUCACUAAAGGGUUUGGGUUGUGUGCUAAUGCAGAACAAUAAGGUGGUGGCAUACGCUUCCAGGUAG
Molecule: messenger RNA, 609 nt
Organism: Neltuma alba
Lineage: Eukaryota; Viridiplantae; Streptophyta; Magnoliopsida; Fabales; Fabaceae
Exons: 1
Coding region: 1-609 (202 amino acids)
Source: RefSeq, a predicted model, not a curated record